Mucor mucedo is the source of this 858-nucleotide messenger RNA. RefSeq lists its product as uncharacterized. The record is from RefSeq and is a predicted model, not a curated record. The coding region runs from base 1 to 858 and encodes 285 amino acids. NCBI's taxonomy places the organism in Eukaryota, Fungi, Mucoromycota, Mucoromycetes, Mucorales, Mucoraceae. The transcript is spliced from 6 exons.
AUGGCAUCACUAAUAACGCGUCAAAAAACAAUAUUGUCACGCGAAAACGACUCACAGAGUGAGAACAAGACACCAUAUUUGGCGGCUCAUUCCUGGAAACCUUCAUUUGCUAUGAAUGAGCAACUUCUAUGUUACAAAGGUUUAAACGGGGAUAUUGCCAGCUACGCGGGCGACUUAAGUAAAAGUCUUGUAAAUCAUACCGAUGGUUCAAAGCCUUGGGAAACCAACAGUUUGAAAGAUCUCCUUGAAGCAUGGCGUCAAUAUCUGAGCGCAUGUAGCCACAAACACGAGUACUGCUUGGAAAAGUACCACUGCAAUCCAGACAUUCCUGGUGAGCUUUACAACCAAUUUGGUCUGUCUGGAAAUUGUACGAUUGAAAGCCCAGUCAUACGUUGCUCUACCUAUUCCAACAAAGUCAACACUUAUAUGACAACCAAAACCUGGAACAAGAAGGACUUAUGCAAGCGUCUCAACAAAAGCGAAUCCAACUUUAGUAGACUUUUGGUUUGGCCAGCAGUCGAAGUAUCCGUUGACUUAGUUGAGGCUCUUGAAUUCUUGCCUGGGGAAUACGCCCUCAAAUCGACCAACGAAAAUUAUAACGCGGACGGUUGUGUCGUCGACGAGGAUGACGACGAGAUGUUCUUCCUCGAAACAUCCGGAAAACUGAUGUUGAAUGAAAAAUGGAAAUAUGGCUACGAUCAUAUAUAUCUGGAGCGCUCCCUUUCCAGUUUGAUUGACAUGAAGCAGGAAUACGAGAAAUACGAAGUUCAAAGGAUGCUUGGGGGCACCGAAUCUCGUACCUCGCUGGUCGAAAUGGUCAACAUGGACCUGCAAAAGCCUUUGAAAGGCGAUGGGUAA